UAAAAAUGGAUAUGCAAGUUUGAAGUUCGGAGCGGCUUGUUGUUGUUGUGAACAUUGCACCGCCUAAUACUGACACGGCGACUCGGCCGAGCAGCUCAUCUAGCUUGUCAGCUACGCCGUUAACCCCGGAGCCUUGCCACAAUAACACUGUUAAAUAAUCCCCAAAAGCCAAACCCAGCCUCUCCAGGUGUCGUCGACUCUCUGUCCACCUCACCGCUUCGCUUCCCCUUCGCCUCCCCUCCCAUAAAUAAUCCAUUCAUCGCAUGAAGUCGCAUUCCGAUGCAAUAUUAUCGCAGUUGCAGUUGGAGAGUGGAGGGGCUUACAAUUUGGGGAUAACCAAUUAGGGUUUUGAUUUCAGAGGUUUGGGUAGCUUGUGGUUACCAACUUCAGGAAAAGUAAAGCUAUGAGUUUACAUUUCAGUAUUGCAUAACAAGAAUGCCAGGGAUACCUCUAGUGACUCGUGAAACCACGAAUUCUCUUUGCAAUUGCAGCUACUCUAGAAGUGCAGAUCAGAUGUGCCGCCAAGGUUCUCGUGUGCAUUUGUCUGCAGAAGAGGAAAUUGCGGCAGAGGAGAGCCUUUCAAUAUACUGCAAGCCUGUAGAACUUUACAAUAUUAUUCAACGUCGAGCUGUUCAAAAUCCAUCAUUUCUUCAAAGAUGCUUGCAGUACAAAAUACAAGCGAAGCAUAAAAAGAGGAUUGAAAUGAAAAUUUCCUUGUCAAGGACUUUGAAUGAUGGAUUGCAAACUCAAAGUAUUUGUCCUCUGUACAUAUUUUUGGCAAGGCCAGUUUCAAGCUGUGCAGUUACAGAGUAUUCUGCAGUUUAUCACUUCAGUCGGGCAUGUAGCUUGACUGCUUCUCCUGGAGCCGACGGGAUGAAUCGAGCUCAAGCUAAAUUUAUUCUUCCUGAGAUUAACAAGCUUGCAGCAGAGAUCAGAUCUGGCUCUCUUGCUAUUUUGUUUGUCUUCUUUGCUGACAUCACAAAUUCUGCAUGUCCUACCGAUCCAACUAAGAAUCAUAUAAACAUGCCAUCUUUCCCAUCAAAUAUUGAAGGAUUGUGCCUGUUGGGCAAGAUCCCUAUGGAACUACUGUACUUGUCAUGGGAUAAAUCUCCAAACUUGAGUUUAGGGGAGAGAGCUGAGAUGAUGUCAACUGUUGACAUGCAUUCAUAUUUGGUGAAGUUGAGUUGUAUUGAUGAUGACAAAACCAUUGCAUUUCAGAAGCCCCACGGUUCUGGAGCUGCGAACGCACUGCGGCAAGUGGAAAUCUUCAUAUCUGCUGAAGAGUUUGGGGCUAAAGAAAAAUCUCCUUAUAAUGCAUACACAUAUGACAUUGACAUUCCUACUACUUCAUUGACUCCUAUUAUGCGGUUGAGAGCUGGAAAUGUCAUUUUCAACUACAGGUACUAUAAUAAUAAGUUGCAGAGGACUGAAGUCACUGAGGAUUUUGCCUGCGCAUUCUGCUUGGUAAAAUGUGCAAGCUUUAGGGGUCUGAGAUGCCACUUGACCUCAUCACAUGAUCUAUUCAACUUUGAGUUUUGGGUUACUGAAGACUGCCAAGCUGUAAAUGUUUCAGUGAAAACAGAUACCUGGAGUCCUGAGAUAGUUGCGGAUGGUGUUGACCCACAACAACAAACAUUUUUCCUUUGUUCAAAGCCACUGAGACGUAGAAAACCAACAAACUUGGUUCAGAAUGCAAAACAUGUGCAUCCGCUUGUAUUGGAUUCCGAUUUUCCUGCAACAAUCAAUGAUCCUUGUGGCAGGAAUGAUGGCCUUGCUGAGUGUGUUGAACGCAAUACAUCCAGCCCUAAUGCUGGAGUUUCAACUGGUACGGCCCAAUCAUUUGCAGAUCCAGAAUGCGUCCAAUCUGUGCCUGGAAGCAACCUUGCACCUCCUGCUAUGCUACAAUUUGCCAAGACGAGAAAGCUAUCAGUUGAACGUUCUGACCCUAGAAACCGUGUCCUUCUGCAGAAGCGGCAGUUCUUUCACUCGCAUAGAGCACAGCCAAUGGCAUUGGAACAAGUGUUGUCAGAUAGGGAUAGUGAGGAUGAAGUUGAUGACGAUGUUGCCGAUUUUGAAGAUAGAAGGAUGCUUGAUGAUUUCGUGGAUGUUACGAAAGACGAGAAACAAAUGAUGCAUCUCUGGAACUCGUUUGUCAGGAAACAACGGGUGCUGGCAGAUGGUCAUAUUCCUUGGGCGUGUGAGGCAUUUUCGAAAUUGCAUGGUCAAGACUUUGUCAGAGCACCACCACUACUUUGGUGUUGGAGGUUAUUCAUGAUCAAACUUUGGAAUCAUGGUCUGCUUGAUGCACGGACAAUGAACAAUUGCAAUAUAAUAAUUGAGAAAUACCAAAGCCAAGAUGCAGAUCGUGCGAAGGGCAAAAUUUGAUUGCGCAAGCAAAGGCCAUCAAGAGUGCAAUGGUGAUAAGCUUCCUCACUAAGUCCCGAUUUGCGCUUCCAUGUUUCUGCCAUUUUGUUUUCUGUACUCUGUUCAGGUUUCUAACUGCUGCUAGGUCUAGUAAAGUCCCUUGUUCAUUGUCUUGUUAUUAUAAAGGUACCUGACAACUUUUUUAUUUAGAUGCGAUAAGUGUAGUUUGAACGAAUUCUGUACAGAGAAAAGAAAAGAAACGCUUCUCCUUUU
Messenger RNA from Diospyros lotus (date-plum), 2637 nucleotides. RefSeq names its product polycomb group protein EMBRYONIC FLOWER 2-like. The transcript is spliced from 22 exons. Bases 436 to 2385 code for a protein of 649 amino acids. Gene Ontology annotation, cellular component: nucleus. Gene Ontology annotation, molecular function: chromatin DNA binding. The record is from RefSeq and is a predicted model, not a curated record. Lineage: Eukaryota; Viridiplantae; Streptophyta; Magnoliopsida; Ericales; Ebenaceae.